This is a messenger RNA of Daldinia caldariorum, 2571 nucleotides long. RefSeq lists its product as uncharacterized. Gene Ontology annotation, biological process: ubiquitin-dependent endocytosis. Gene Ontology annotation, molecular function: protein-macromolecule adaptor activity; ubiquitin protein ligase binding. The transcript has 2 exons. Gene Ontology annotation, cellular component: cytosol; plasma membrane; cytoplasm. NCBI's taxonomy places the organism in Eukaryota, Fungi, Ascomycota, Sordariomycetes, Xylariales, Hypoxylaceae. The coding region runs from base 104 to 2548 and encodes 814 amino acids. The record is from RefSeq and is a predicted model, not a curated record.
UCUUAGCGUCAAUAACGGACUAUCGGGUAAGUUGACAACGGUAUCCGUGUGGUGUCAUGCAACUUGACACGCACGGCGUUGUCAAUAAAGACAAGUCGAAUAGAUGGGUACCGACGCCGACAAAGGUCAGAGCUUGCCGGUCGACGAUCAGCCAUCCAGGCCCUCUUUAUUUUCUCGCCUGACGUCGCCUCUCCGUUCCCGAACACGUAACCUAGCCGAUUUCCAUAUUCGUCUCCAAGAGCCUCAUCGCCAAUAUUCUGCUGGUGAUCAUGUCAAGGGCCACGUUAUCCUUUCCGUCGUUAAGCCUAUCCGCAUAACACAUUUGACCGUCGCCCUGCACGGAUAUGUUCGCGUCUAUAAACACGCCGGGGCCGCGGCGCAGCUUACUCCCGUCAACCCUGCCGUAGUGUCCCACGAAAGAAGUAAAAGCGUUAGGUAUUGCGGGAAUGGAUUGGCCUCCCUCUUCCAAGAUGAACAGGUUUUGUGCGGUGAGGGGAGACUUAAGCCUACAAGAUUCGAAUUUGAAUUCGAUCUCAUAUUUCCUUCAAAGGGGCUGCCGAGUAGUAUUGAUUUCGAGAGAGGAACAAUAUCGUAUAUGGUCACGGCUACGCUAACACGGCCAACCUCAAUAGCUGCGACUUCUAGCUGUGAAACAAAAGUAGCGUUGAUGGAAAAGGUGGAUAUAGGUGUUAUCGCCCCGCCGCGAGAACGAAGAGUGUGUAUGCAAACUCUACGCAGAAGACCAAAGAAGAAAAAGAAGCCGAUACCGACAGUGGCAUCAGCGGCCAAUCGCGGUUCGAUAUCUACAGAGACGCAGGAACCGGCGUCGGACCUUGACUCUACAAGAGUCAAUGAGAAUUCCAACAGGAGUUCCGUAAGUUUAGGAGAUGUGACAACGUCGGUCGGGCCACCCGGAAACCAUUUGCCACGAAGCCCUUUGCGGAGCGAUUUAAUCCCGCAUGAUCUACAAAGCGAAAUAAGCGGCGACAGUGCCGUCAGUAACAAUAGCGGUUCUAAUAGUGCUAGAGGCGCCGAUGCCAGUGCCGAAUCUGUCGCUGCAAGUAAGCUGUCGGGGGGUGAUGAAAGAGAGAUCACAGCGACAGUUGAACUAUUAAAAGGAGGUUGUCUUCCCGGGGAUAUAUUACCUGUUAAGAUCAAGGUCGAGCACAAUCGCCGCAUGAAAAGUAUGCACGGUGUCAUCGUUACGCUAUAUCGCCAGGGCCGCGUAGAUUAUUCACCACCACUUUCCCUAUUCGCACCCGAGCUUUCAAAAGAGGAUGCCAAGCGACUUAAACACGAAGAGUAUUAUCCAAGAUCAAGGACUGGACUGGGUGGUCUGUCGUUAUCUUCCGCUGGUACCUGUAGCGUCUUCCGAAAAGAUCUUUCUCAAGCAGUUGCACCACUUAUUAUCGAUCCUGUUACGCUCACGGCAAACAUCACGACUUCCAUCAGAGUACCAGAAGAUGUAUUUCCGAGCAUAAAAAAUGUCCCUGGAGGACUUAUUAGUUUCAGAUACCACGUUGAAGUUGUUGUUGAUUUAGGCGGGAAACUUGCCGGUCAAUCAACUGGGAGUUCACAACAAGCAAGUAGGAUAGGCUCAUUAGGGGUUCCAGGUGGUAACCCUGCGUCAACAGUUGGGUCCUAUGAUCUGAAACGGCUUUCCAAUUGGAACGGCACGAUAGUAGACACUGAUCAUUUAAGACGCGAGAAAGGUGUUAUAUCAGUAUCCUUUGAAGUUGUUGUAGGGACUAUGGACUCGAGCCGCUUGCGAGGCAAGUCUGUAAUGCGCCCGCCCCUUACAAUACAGCCCGCCCCUUCAAAAGACAUCAACGCUGAAAAUGACGAAUCGAAUUAUACAUGGCAGCAUGAAUAUGACGAUGGGAACAACUACGGCGGAGAUUAUGCGCCUUCACAACUUGAAUCAUCACCACAAAACUAUUUUCCACCGAGAGCAUCUCCUCAAACAUCCUACUACGAUUUUCAGGGCGGCGAAACGCACGCCCCGGUCUAUAUACCGCCACCGGAAGUACCUCGAGAAAGCGAGCUGUCCGAAAAGGAACGCGUUCGGCAAGCAGAACAGAGGCUAUUGCCCAGUCAGCCGCCGCCCCAACCUGCAGAAUCAGAAGCUGGACCAUCCCAACUGCCCUCUGCACCGAUUGAAGAAUCUGUUGGUGAAGUUAAUGGUGAUCAUAAUUCUAGCAGCCACGCUUCUUUUGCCGAGCGAGGAGAGGAUAUGGGAGGACCAUCUGCGCCUGCCUUGGCGGAUCUAACGCCAGUUAACCCUCCAUCCUCAUCUAACAUAGAUGACAAGCAGGAGCUUGAGCGUCGGCGGCUCCUUCAGGAAGCUAGCGCACCCCCCGAGGUUCCAGAAGACUACGAAGGCGCAGAACCGUCAGCACCAAUCCUUAGCCCGUCACGGACUCAGGAGCCAACGGCUCCAACUCUCGAUGACGAUCAUGACUAUGGAGGCCUGGAUCCUUAUCAUGAUAUUGCUGGACCAUCCGGACGAGUCGCGGGAUCAGAACCAUUGCCGAGAUACGAACGAUGAUAUGUACACAAGGUGUCAUAAAA